This is a messenger RNA of Amoebophrya sp. A25, 1344 nucleotides long. Lineage: Eukaryota; Dinophyceae; Syndiniales; Amoebophryaceae. The record is from the annotation of a GenBank genome assembly.
CGGACUCCUCUCAAUUCCUUGGUUUGGACCUUUGGCUCAGAGAUUACUCGAAUCUGCAAGUGCGUCAAAGAAAGGGAACAGCAAGAACUUGGACCGCUCUAGCACCAAAACCCGAAUCCCUGGGACGUCAACCUCUAGCAGAACAAACGAGAAUUGUCACAGAAGCACGGCCUGGCGUGUCAUGCAACCGCUGCUCCGAUCGAGCUAUAUGCAGUUUGGUGUUUGCAGUCUCGAAACCGACGUAGAAGAUGUCGAAGAAUUGCUCGCAGAAAUACUCGUGGAUCUCCAAGAUAGUGCAACUGUUCAGCAUUCCAAUGGCACGGUUCUCCCUAAGAAUGAGAUAAAGAAACACAGAGAACUCGUCUUUGUCGGCCACAGCACUGGGUGUCAGAUAGCCGUACGGUGGCUGCUGCAUAGAGCGAACAGUAACAGCUUAGCUUCUUUGUUACCAUUUACGCGGAUCCGUCUGAUAUUGCAGGGGGCAGUGUCCGACCGAGAAGCGACAGAGCAAGAGAUGCGUGACGCGGGACUAGAGAAAACACUUUGCGAACUUCAAGCACUCCUUUUUGACGAACGCCAUGGUGAAGAUAGAAUGGCCGACGGCUUAUUGCUCCCAGCGCGACUCGCACCAUUCCUCUCUUACGGCCUUUUUGGCACAAUUUCAAGAUUUUCCGUCAGCCUCAGCGGUACUAGGUACUGGAAAUAUGAGUAUUUUUAAUACUUUUUCUAUGUAUACUAUAGGUAUAAGUAUCUCCGACAAGGAGACAGAGGAACGAAGUGCAUAAACGGAUAAUGCUAUAGUACGAUCGUUUCAAGAUAUAGCAUAACAUCGAGAAUGCAUAUUCUAAUUUGUCGGCGCUCCAGCGAUCACGAUUGGUCGCGCACGUAGUUUUCUUGGGCGUUUAACCGCUGACGAUCUCUUUUCCACCGAUCUUACCGCGGAUGAGAUUGCGGAAAUAUUUAGUCCAGUGCGAAAAGCGCUAGUUCUCCCCUCGUCGCAUGUCGCGGCAUCAAAUGAUUCGCCUUCAGCAUCAUUACAAGUAAACCUGCAGCUUUUGCUCAGUCCGAAAGAUGAAUACGCAAUUCUGAAGAGCAAAGAAGGCUACGCAGACUUUCUUUCGCGGUACUGCAUCGCAGCGACUGGCGGAGGUGCGAAAUUUGAAGGCAGUUACGUGUGUGCGGACAGACGCUUUCGUGCUUCGUACAGUCUCUACGAGGGGUCCCACGGGGGCGCUGAGGUGAGCGACGUCCUCUCUGCGGCUGUGUUCGGUAGCAUCGCGAACCCCCUGCAAGACACGAGUAUGCUCGCGGAGGCCUUGCACUUCAUGCGGGAUCAGAUUGGGG